AUGAAAAUCGAUCAUGGAGGCAUCGUCGUUCCAACCGAAAAGCUCGACGGCGUAGUCAACUUCCUCAUUGCUACUCUUGGACAUAUGGGCUUCAAAGAGAUAAUGCGCCCCAUCCCAACCGCUGUUGGAAUGGGUGACACUGGUCCCUAUUUCUGGGUCCAGGGCUGCGCAAUGGACGAUGUCACCGCAAAGGAGAUUUCCAAGAGACAGCACACUGCAUUUACUGCCGAAACGGUCGAACAAGUCCAACAGUUCCACGAAGCGGCGUUGAAAGCCGGUGCUACGGAUAAUGGCGCACCAGGCCCGAGGAAUCAUUACCAUCCUGGCUACUACGGCGCUUUUGUUCGUGAUCCCGUCUGUGGGAUUAACUUCGAGGUUGUGAUUCACGACCACCAAGGUUAG
This is a messenger RNA of Hyaloscypha bicolor E, 402 nucleotides long. RefSeq lists its product as uncharacterized. Bases 1 to 402 code for a protein of 133 amino acids. The record is from RefSeq and is a predicted model, not a curated record. The transcript has 3 exons. Lineage: Eukaryota; Fungi; Ascomycota; Leotiomycetes; Helotiales; Hyaloscyphaceae.